AUGUUGGUUCACAACUAUAAGAACUCGAUAGCUAAAAUAUCGGCAAGCCUUGCUAUCACUUAUCAGUUUUAGCUUUUAAGUCGUGAUUUCGAUAAUUGCUAUCGUAUGGGAGUAAAUGGCGCGCACGUUAGAAUUUAAACUUCGUAACCGCCCAAAGGCGGGAAAACAAACUAAAAGCACGAUAUAAUUAAAAUUGGAAACCGAAAUGGCGGGUUUUACACACCACCGGAGAAAUAAAAAAUAAAAACUAUACCCAUUAUUUAUCACCUUGAUUAUUAACCCACACCUUCCAUUACCUUCAUUUCCAAAAGAAAAAGGAAAAAAUAGAAAAAAAAGAAGCCAACAUCUUCUUCCCCAAAUUACCCUCCCUCUCUCCAAAUGGAUCACCAAACAAUCACCGCAAGAAAGAGCUUGAAGAGAAAGCUUGAGCAGGACUUCCACGAAGAUAGAGAUCACGAUCGCAAUCGCAAGAUUCCUGCUAUUGAAGCCGACGAUGAUGACACCACUCGCGAAGAUCUCGCGCGAGAUAUUCAAGCGCAUGUGGAUGUCCUUAACUCCACUUUCUCUUCUCUUGAAGCAGAUCGGGCUGCUGCUAAACGCGCUGCUAACUUACUCUCUCAGUUCGCUAAGAACGAGGAAAUUGUAAAUUUGAUUGUGGACUGUGGUGCUGUGCCUGCGCUGGUGAAGCAUCUUCGAGCACCAACGCCUUCUAGAGGUGAAAGUGGACCAAAACCUAACGAGCAUGAGGUCGAGAAAGGGAGUGCUUUUGCACUUGGACUUCUUGCUGUCAAACCUGAGCAUCAACAACUCAUAGUAGACGCCGGGGCUCUGCCCUAUCUGGUGGACCUGUUGAAGAGACAUAAGAGCAGUGGUAAUUCUCGAGCAGUCAAUGGUGUUACUAGGAGAGCAGCUGAUGCAAUCACUAACCUUGCCCAUGAAAAUAAUGGCAUCAAAACACGUGUCAGGAUUGAAGGUGGCAUCCCACCUCUUGUUGAGCUGCUUGAGUUUGUUGAUGUGAAGGUACAGAGAGCUGCUGCAGGGGCCUUGAGGACUCUUGCAUUUAAAAAUGAUGAAAACAAAAAUCAGAUUGUAGAAUGUAAUGCUCUACCCACUCUAAUACUGAUGCUUCAAUCGGAAGAUGCUAUGAUACAUUAUGAAGCGGUUGGUGUUAUUGGAAAUUUGGUCCACUCAUCUCCAAGCAUAAAACGAGAAGUUCUUCUUGCCGGAGCUCUACAGCCUGUGAUAGGAUUGCUUAGCUCCUGCUGUUCAGAAAGUCAAAGGGAAGCAGCUCUAUUAUUGGGUCAAUUUGCUGCCGCUGAUUCAGAUUGCAAGGUGCAUAUCGUUCAAAGAGGAGCUGUCCGACCCUUAAUUGACAUGCUCGAAUCAUCAGAUGCACAACUCAAAGAAAUGUCGACCUUUGCACUUGGGAGGUUGGCACAGGAGACACACAACCAAGCUGGCAUUGUUCAUAAUGGUGGGAUAGGGCCACUGCUUAGGCUUCUUGAGUCAAAGAACGGAUCUUUGCAACAUAAUGCUGCUUUUGCACUCUAUGGUCUUGCAGAUAAUGAGGAUAAUGUUGCAGAGCUUGUCAAGGUUGGCGGUGUUCAAAAACUCCAAGAUGGUGAAUUCAUAGUUCAACCAACAAAGGAUUGUGUUGCAAAAACAUUGAAAAGGCUAGAGGAGAAGAUCCAUGGUCGAGUGUUGAACCACCUCUUAUAUUUGAUGCGCGUUGCAGAGAGAACUGUUCAGAGACGAAUUGCUUUGGCUCUUGCUCAUCUUUGUGCUCCUGAUGAUAGAAAAGCUAUUUUUAUUGAUAACAAUGGAUUAGAGUUGCUAUUGGACCUUCUUGAGUGUGGAAACAAGAAGCAGCAAAAUGACAGUGCAGCGGCUAUGUACAAGUUAGCCACCAAAACUACGUCAGUGUCACCUGUGGAUGCUGCUCCUCUGUCCCCAACCCCACAGGUAUAUUUGGGAGAGCAAUUUGUGAACAAUCCCACGUUGUCUGAUGUUACCUUCUUAGUUGAAGGUAAACGGUUCUAUGCUCAUAGAAUUUGUUUGCUUGCUUCUUCGGAUGCUUUCCGUGCAAUGUUUGAUGGGGGUUACAAGGAGAGAGAUGCUAAAGAUGUAGAGAUCCCAAACAUUAGAUGGGAUGUCUUUGAGUUGAUGAUGAGGUUUAUAUAUACAGGGUCUGUGGAUGUUGAUAUUGAGAUUGCACAAGAUCUCCUUAGAGCUGCUGAUCAAUACCUCUUGGAAGGCCUUAAGCGUCUCUGUGAAUAUACUAUUGCCCAGGAUAUCUCUGUGGAAAAUGUUUCGCUUAUGUACGAGUUAUCGGAUGGCUUUAAUGCUUCUUCACUAAAAGAAGCAUGCAUACUGUUCAUCUUGGAGCACUUUGACAAACUGAGUUCUAAGCCAUGGUGUUCUCGUUUGAUCCAACAAAUCAUGCCUGAGAUAGACAAUUACUUGCAAAAGCACUUAUCAAGCCCAUCCAACUAACUUGAGGCAACCGUAGAGGAUCCGUCGCAUUUUAAUCUUCAACUAACCACUUAGAAGGAAGGCAAAGGAGGAAGGAUGUACAGGAAUUCUUUAGUUGAGCUGAUUGCUAUUAGUCUUCUUUGUAUAACUGGGCUAAUUCAAAAGCCACAAUUAUUUUUCAUCAGGUGCUUAUUCACCACGCUAAGCAUUGGAGCUCCUAGAUGUACUCGUUGCAAAUUUCUGACAACAGUAUAUAGUCCACACUAGGUAGUAUUUUUACAAAUUGUAUCAGUUGUCAGUGUAAGGACCUAAUAAUUGAUUGUUUUUAGGAUGUUUCUUUCUUUUAAUUUGUGAAGAGGAAGGAAUGACCGAUAGUUACUUCGUA
Ricinus communis (castor bean) is the source of this 2857-nucleotide messenger RNA. Its product is annotated as ARM REPEAT PROTEIN INTERACTING WITH ABF2-like. Lineage: Eukaryota; Viridiplantae; Streptophyta; Magnoliopsida; Malpighiales; Euphorbiaceae. Gene Ontology annotation, molecular function: protein binding. The coding region runs from base 379 to 2493 and encodes 704 amino acids. The record is from RefSeq and is a predicted model, not a curated record. The transcript has 19 exons.